Molecule: messenger RNA, 1362 nt
Organism: Recurvomyces mirabilis
Lineage: Eukaryota; Fungi; Ascomycota; Dothideomycetes; Mycosphaerellales; Teratosphaeriaceae
Exons: 2
Coding region: 1-1362 (453 amino acids)
Source: RefSeq, a predicted model, not a curated record
AUGCGUGGAUUUCUAGUAUCGACACUGGCCAUUGCCGCAACUCUCCUAAGCACUUCCGCUGCUCGACCAUUGGUCAAAGUACAUCCAGGAACAGCAAAUGACAUUGUUAUCACGAACAAGAAUACUGUCAAUGCUACAACAACGGCUCUCAGCAAUGGCACAAUCCCGGCAAACAGUUCGACGGUUCAGAUAACACCCCGAUCGUCGACAAGUGGACGACUUCCGCUAUCUCUGGUCAACAACUUUGCUGGCAACAUAAACGCAUAUGUCACCGGUCUCGACAAGAACAAUGCGUUGGUCAUGCUACAACCAGACGGGAACUGGUACUAUCCUCAAAGUGAUCCUUCAGCGACGACACCUCAACCGAUCAACGGUAACGUCGGAAUACCCCUAGGAGCACAAGGUAGCACGACCAGCAUCACUCUAACUGACUACAUCUCUGCAGCCCGAGUAUGGUUUGCUGCUGGUGAACUCAAGUUCUUCACCGUGUGGAACCCAGCCACGAAUGGACCAUCUCUUGUCGAGCCGUCGGCCGUCAACCCUUCUGACCCAAGUGCUGGUGUCAACUGGGGGUUUGUGGAGCUUACGAACACUGCUGAGGGUGGACUGUACGCCAACAUCAGCUAUGUGGAUUUUGUCGGUCUAGCAUUGGGCAUGUCUUUGCUGUCUGGAGACGGCAGCAUACAGACUGCCUUAGGUCUGCAGCCAAAGGCCGUUGCGUCCAUCUGCGCGGCUUUGGCAUCUCAGGGUCAGACGGACGGCCAAGAGUGGGACAACUUGUGCCAGGCUGAUGAGAACGGUGACCCGCUUCGUGUCAUUGCACCUAGCGACUUUCUUUCCACGAACGCGGAGUCUUUUGCGGAGUACUAUACGGAAUACAUUGACGAGGUCUGGACGCAAUAUGCUACCAAUACCCUUUCGAUCGACACACAAGCAGCAGCUGGCACUGUUGCAUGUACUGUCCAAGGCAGCCUGAUAACUUGCGCCGGGGACAACAGAGGCUACGCUAAACCCACACCCUCCGACAUAUUCGGCUGCAACUCCGGCCCUUUUGCCAUCGCCGGCACCGAUAACGAUGUCCAUCGCGCAAUCGUGCCCCGCCUGUGCGCGGCCUUCAACCGCAGUACCCUCACAGUUUCUGGCGGCGACCUCCAGCCAGGCGUUGGUGCGAAAUCCUACUAUACCGCGAACCCCACGAAUUGGUAUUCCGCCAUCGUGCACCAGCAUGAGGUCGACGGCAAGGGAUAUGCGUUCGCUUAUGAUGAUGUGAACCCUAGUGGCGAUAUCAACCAGAGUGGUGUCGUUGCUGAUGCCAACCCGACGGUCUUGACUGUUACUAUUGGUGGGCCUUCUACUUCUUAG